GAUGAUGUCGAGAAGAAGAACCGGAAGCAGGGAAAGCUGCAGUGAAGUAUAAAAGGAGACGAUGACCAAGGAGGGAUCAAUAGGAGAGAAGCUUCUUCUGCUUUGGUGCAUACGCAGGUACUUGGCCUUGGUACUAUACUGCAGAUGGAAACGGACCUGCUCUCCACAAUGCAAGUACCUACUGGACUACGCCGGAUUGUAUUGUUGUUUGGGUCGUCGUCAAGUAUCCAGCCCGUACCUCCUAAUGAUCAGCAAGACGGGCUUUUUCUCCUGGCUGACGUCGUGGUGCUUCUAGCCGUGCAUGCUGUGGCCCGCCCACCCCUCCAAACCGAAAAAAAGCCCAUCAGGGGGGGAGGGGAGCGCAUUAGUGAGAGGAGCUUAACAGGCUUGAACCCUGGCAGCUGUCGGUACAGGUACAGGACGUGUACUGCCGUUGUGAGUGAGAGUGAGCCUGUUACUCAAGUACUGAUACAUAUCUGUGCUACUACGAGUAUAUCUGCGAUGGAUGCUGCUGCCAAGCAUCACCAGUGGCACUUUCGUAUAAAAAUACCUGCCAGUAGACUUACAACUUACUCGUGCUAGAUAGCAUCUUGGCGGCAAAAACAACAAUUCGAUUGAAUUCAAUUCACUUCUGUGAUUAAUUACCUUAGGGUACACACACAUCCCAUACGAGCGCCGCAAGUGGCACCAGACCAGGCUGAGGCGGAAAUAUG
Trichoderma harzianum CBS 226.95 is the source of this 713-nucleotide messenger RNA. RefSeq lists its product as hypothetical. The record is from RefSeq and is a predicted model, not a curated record. The transcript has a single exon. NCBI's taxonomy places the organism in Eukaryota, Fungi, Ascomycota, Sordariomycetes, Hypocreales, Hypocreaceae. The coding region runs from base 145 to 582 and encodes 145 amino acids.